UCAAAGACUUACAGAUGUCAUUUUAAAAGCGCGGCAAAGUGUGCAUGAACGCUUCUAUUUUUGUAGUAAAUAUUUCACGAUUUUCGUAAAUAUUAAUUCAAGUUUUUAGAACUCGUCAGUGCCACCGUGUUUUUCUUAUUAAGUAAAACAUUGUGAAUUAAAUUAAAACAGUACAUUGGUAAACAUUGGUGAUUUGGUUGCAUAAACAUAACUUUUGUCACAUAAUUUUUCGUGUACCCCCAAUAUGUCGCGAGUAAAGUUGAAUUUAAUCGCUGCUGCGUGCGAAAACAUGGGUAUUGGCAUUAAUGGGGCUCUGCCAUGGCGAUUGAAAAAAGAGAUGGCAUAUUUCACAACGAUGACGACAAAGGUCAAGGAUUCUACCAAAGUGAAUGCUGUCAUCAUGGGGCGUCGAACCUGGGACUGUAUCCCAAACAAGUACCGCCCUCUGUCGGACCGAGUCAAUAUCGUAGUGACUCGUAAUGUUGAUGCUGUUAAAGAGAAUGUUCCAGAAGGAGUGGUGGUGGUUCCAGGGUUGGAUGAGGCUGUCCAGUACAUCGAAGGUCGAGAGGACAUCGAGUCCUCCUGGGUUAUCGGAGGAUCUUCCAUCUACCAGGCUGCCCUGACACAUCCGAACUGCGGCAAGAUCUACCUGACGGAGAUACAGAAGACGUUCACAUGCGACACUUUCUUCCCGGACAUCGACAAACAACAGUUUGAAUUGGUCAACGAGGAAGAUAUACCCGAAGAAAAGCAGUCCGAAGGUGAAAUAAGCUACUUUUUCCGUGUAUACAAGAGAUUGUAAGUAGUUUUAAAAUUUGUAAUACACAAACUACAUCUACAUGACACUACAUUAUACUGCAAGAAGUUCGUCGGUAUACCGGUAGAUGGCGCUGAACAAGAUUAACAUCGUACAUUGGUACACGUCACUUUAUAUAAGAAGUUCGGCGAUGUGCCGCUAGAUGGCACUGUACAAAACCAAUAUCAUACAAUCUGUUCAAGAAGUUCAACGAUGUAUCAAUAGAUGGCGUUGUACAAUACUUUGUGCGUUGGUUAACUUCAAGAAAUUCGCCGAUAUAUCAAUAGUCAUUGUGUGAAUCUCCUAUAUUGAGUAUUGACACACGACACUACACUGUUCAAGAAUUAAUCGUACAUCGUGUUACACUACAAUCUGUUCAAGAAGUUCAGCUAUCUAUCAAUAGAUGGCAUUGUCCAAUACUCCUUUCGUGUGUUGGUUGACUUAUCUUCAAGACAUUCGGCGAUAUAUCAAUAGUCAUUGUGUAAAACUACUAUAUCGAGCAUUGGCGCUCCACACAACACUGUUCAAGAAAUACAGCUAUUUAUCAAUAGAUGGCAUUGUCCAAUACCCCAUUCAUGUGUUGGUUGACUUAUCUUCAAGAAAUUUGGCGAUAUGUCAAUAGGUGUUGUGUGAAUCUCCUAAAUUGAGCACACUACACUUUGAUCAAGAAGUUCGGCGAUGUACCGCCAGAUGGCACUGUGUAAAAUCGUACAUUCGUACCUUCUAUCUUCAAGAAGUUCGGCGAUGUAUCAAUAGUCAUUGUGUGAAUCUCCUAUAUUGAGCAUAAUUGAGCAUUGGCACACUACACUUUGUUCAAGAAGUUCGGCGAUAUACCGCCAGAUGGCACUAUGUAAAAUCGUACAUUGGUAUUCUAUCUUCAAGAAGUUCCGCGGCGUAUCACUAGAUGGCGUUGUACGGAUCCUGCAUCGCGUUAAUUUUCAUUUGAGUAGACUAUAAGUUUGGAAAAUUGUGUCCUAUAAGUUUGUUUCGGCGAUUCUUCUCUGUUUAGUUAUAUUUAUUGGAGUCUUAAGAUUUUUCAAUGUUCCUAUGUUAAAGUGUUUUUGAAAUUUAUCUACUAAGUAAGUUUGUCCAUCAAUAUGUUUGUUCGUUCGUUCCUUAUGUAAAAACGACUCGAAUUUUUUUAUGUAUAUCCUGUUUGUUUUUGAUAGAUUUUCGAUCGCUUUAUAAUUUACUUAAUUAAGAAUACCUUGUUCGCACUAAGUUAAGCCGAAUUGAAUUGCAAUUGAUUAUCAAAAAAAAAAAGUUAAGGAAAUGUUCAAAUUAACAACAAUAAAAAAAAAAAUUAGAAAAAAAGAAAAAAAAUAUGAAACAAAAAAAAAUACCUAAAAAAAAGAAUGGCAACAGUAGAACGUUAGUUUCAUAAGUAAAGACUUACUGCCAUACUCAGAGACAUUUAAUGAUUACUUAAACUAUUCCUUAGUAACGAUUUUUUACCAAAAACUAUUGCUAAGUACUGGGUUAAGUAACUAAUAAAUGACUCUGAGUACGUCGGUUAGUAUCUAAUAAUAAAAUUAAUCUUAACAAAAACAUUAUUUAUAGAGUUUAUAUUAAGUUUGUGGUUGUUAUAUAAAUGAAACUUAAACAUUUCACUUAUUUUUUUAUAUUUUAUGCAAUAUUUACUUACUGAAAUAAUAUUUUCAAUUCCCACUCAAGAGAUAGCGUUAGUGAGGGUCUAUUAAAACCAAUGAACUUAUCAGAUGGCAAAAAUGUCAGUAAAAUAUUAAUUAUUUUGAUACAUAGACUUUAAACCAUACUAACGCCUCUUUUGGUGAAGUCAAAAAAAUUAAUUAAAAUAAAUUACAUAAGUUCUAUAGCACUCGAAGUUGAAAAAACUGAUUGUUCAUUUAUAAUACUUAUAGCUUUUUAAAAACAUUUUCUAUGAACAUAAAAUCAUUUUCUGUGAAUUUGUUAGAAUUGAAAUCUUUUUAUUAUGUACUAAAAUAAGGUAGGCAGCUUUCGAAUAAUAUUGAAAAACUUUAACGUAUUUUGUAAAACAGAAGUUGUAUUCGCUACCUACCUCUUUAAAAAAAGUAAUGUUAAGAUAUUAUAAGUCUCUUGUUAUUUACUAUUUAGCUACUUUACCUUAUACCUUAGUUUUAUCUAAUCGUUUUUAUUAAAUAGGGGUUAAGGUAAGCGUCCACAUGUCCGUAUCGUACGUAUCGCUUGUAGGUAUUGCUGGUGACGUCAUACGUAAUGCAUAUAAAGGUUGGCAGAUAACUUGGCAAGAUUUUGUUUAGAUUUAUUUCAAGAGAAUUAUUUUAUUAACUAAAAAUACGCGGACGCGGACGUUCAAUAGUCAGCGCAACGUCGCCGCGUCUGCGCACGAUGCUUGUGAGGAUCAAUCCCUGUGCGAUUGGCGGAACUUUCUUAUUAUUUAAAACAAUAAAAUUGCCAAGUUACGUGCCGAAGACUAUACGAUGCGUGCGAUGCGUACGAUGCGGACAUGUGGACAUGUGGACGCUUAACUUUAUACAGAUUAUAUUAUUUAAGUACGUGUCGAAACUGGAGUUCGUUCGGCGCUCAGUACCCUUAGUACGAGUUUGUUUUACGUUUUGAGAUCGAAACACGAGUAGUUGUGAUUUGUAUAUGAACUUGUAUAUUUGUACCACGGCCCAGGAGAAAAUCUCAGUAUGGGACAACGUUGUGUUUUAAAGAAGCAACGAGAGCGCGUUCUGCGCUAUGAUUGGCCGGCUCAAAUGAACCAACCAAUUAGAGCUCCGAACGCGCUUUUGAUUGAUCGUUAAACGUACCUAAUACGAAUUCGUACUAAGCCCUAUGAUAGGUUGCUUUGCUUCAAUGGAGCCUGCCAAUCAGAGCGCCGAACGCAGUCUCGUUAUACGCAAAACAAACUCGUACUAAGGUCUCUGUAUACGUAAAGAAUAUUUUUAUAUGUAUAUGCUUAUACUAUGUCAAUCGCUAUUGAAACUGCCUUCAUAAUUUUAAGGUAUAGUUUAGACAUAAUUCACGACCAAAUACACUACUUUUGAGUGGAAAGUUAAUCUUUAUUUGAAUAGAAAUAAGGGCCAUU
Spodoptera frugiperda (fall armyworm) is the source of this 3845-nucleotide messenger RNA. It is a transcript of the gene Dhfr, whose product is annotated as dihydrofolate reductase. The record is from RefSeq and is a predicted model, not a curated record. The transcript has 4 exons. Gene Ontology annotation, biological process: dihydrofolate metabolic process; folic acid metabolic process; glycine biosynthetic process. Gene Ontology annotation, molecular function: dihydrofolate reductase activity; NADP binding. The coding region runs from base 245 to 802 and encodes 185 amino acids. Gene Ontology annotation, cellular component: mitochondrion. Lineage: Eukaryota; Metazoa; Arthropoda; Insecta; Lepidoptera; Noctuidae.